AUGUGUGACGAAGGGGAAGAGUUCUGCCGGCUGUGCGCUGAGCCAACAACGAAAGAAACGCUUAUAUCGCCCGACGGAGACGUAGGAAUAAAUUCCAAAAUAAGCACCAAACUGGAAUGGAUAAAUGUUGAUAUUUCGACCAGAAAUACUCUUCCUAGAUGCAUUUGUUUCUCAUGUUUCGACCUUCUAGAACGUACUUGGUCGUUUUUACACAACGUGAGAGUAGCACAAGUGAAAUUAAACUCAAUAUUCUUGAAGAAAAAUGAUAGCGAAAAUUCAGAUGCCGAUGUUAAAAUCAUGCCAAAUGAUGAUGGAAAACCAAUUAAUAUUGAUUGGGAGGACUUUGAGAACAUGAAGACGGAGGUAAAACCUGAAAUUGUUAAUGAGGCGUUACAAAUUGUUACUGUAGAUCCAAAUUCUUUGAUAGAUUUAAAUGCUGUUAAAAUUGAACAAGCUAGUGAUGAUGAAGGGGCGCCAGCGUCUGAUGGGUUCAACUCUACGGACAGUGAUACACCCCUCUAUAUGGCAGCUAAGAAAAAGAAGCUUAAAAAGAAGAAAAAACUAAAGAAUGCUGAACUAGAAACGGAUCCUGUUGACCCAAAAGGUGCAAUACCAUUCCCAGCAAUAACUUGGGAUGAAUACAUGUGCCUGUGUGCUGAGUGUGAUGCACAAUGCAAAAACAUAAUGUCCCUUCGCUUACAUGCAUUACAAAUUCACACCCGAUGCUGUAUUUUCAAAUGUUCAGACUGCAGCAAGGGAGUAAACACAAACUCAGCGGAGGCAUCGCAGUUUCUCCGCGAGUAUGAUAGAGAAGCUUCUGGAAUGUGCUACAGAGUAACAAUGUCCCAGUGGAAGUUUGUUACAAACAUCACCGAGUACAAUCGCCGUCGAAUGUUGGAGGAACUGGCUUUGAGCUCCAAGUUUGAGAAGCUCUCAUGGAGGAAGGCAGCUGCCUUCGACUCUUCGAGGCUCUCAGACCCUGAGGGCAGACGGCAGCUGAUGAAGAUCGUGCUGUCUAGCAGAGCGGCGCUACCUGAUGAUAAGUUUUCUGAGCUCCAACAACUAAUAUCAGAAAUGAAAGAAGUCUACAACUCGGCCAAAAUAUGUCCUUACGGCCAGAAGCCUUAUGACCCUCAUAUACCUCGGAUCCCAUACAGCCAUGAGUAUCAAGACCAGGGGUAUCAGCUGUCCAACGAACCAUAUCAGCACUACCAACCAUAUACGGAAACUUCAGAAACGAAUUACUGCGAUAUGCAGUUGGAUCCAGAAAUUUCCAGAAUUCUUGCCCAUUCGAGAAUUGAAAGUGAACUGUUGUAUGUUUGGAAGAGUUUCAGAGAUCAGACUGGUCCGAAGUUGAGGAAUAGGUUCAUGAGAUACGUUCAGUUGGCUAACCAAGCUGCUGUGGCGACUGGAUACAGGGAUGCUGGAGAUCAAAUGCGAGCGGCUUAUGAAGACCCUUCAUUCAGAGCCAGUGUUGAAGAGAUGUACAACCAGAUACAGCCUCUUUAUAAGCAAUUGUUUACUUAUGUGAGGAGGAGGCUUGUCCAGAGGUACGGAGAAACCAGUGUAAGGUCUGACGGACCCAUACCAGCUCAUUUGUUGGGCAACAUGUGGGCACAGAAUUGGAAGUCGAUCAUGGACUUGGUGAUGCCUUUCCCUCAGUCUCCUAACGUGGAUGUCACGGCUGAGAUGUUGAGGCAAGGAUUCACACCGCUCAGAAUGUUCCAAAUGGCCGAAGAGUUCUACACUUCUAUGGGUCUGAAGCCAGUUCCGCCGGAGUUCUGGCGCGGCUCCAUGUUGGUGCGACCCCCACAGCGCAGCGUGCAGUGCACUGCCAGCGCCUGGGAUCUCUGCAACAGGAUAGACUACAGAAUUAAACAAUGCACGGAGGUCACAAUGCAGGACCUGGUCUCCACGCAUCAUGAAAUGGCUCACAUCCAAUACUAUCUACAGUACUCCGACCAGCCUCAACUCUUUAGGGAUGGAGCUAAUCCGGCGUUCCACGAAGCUGUAGCUAAUGCCGCGACUCUGUCUGUGUACAACCUACCUCAUCUGCAGCGAGUGGGGCUUUACCAGAAUAAGAGCCACGACUCCUAUGAGGUCGGUAUGAACUUCCUCAUGACGAUGGCGCUGGAGAAGGUCGCUUACUUACCCUUCGCAUUUAUGGUGGACCAGUGGCGCUGGUCUAUAUUUGAAGAUGGAGUUCAGAACAUGAAUUCAAGAUGGUGGCAAAUGAAACUUCGAUAUCAGGGUGUAAUCCCCCCAAUACCACGCCAUGAGAGUGACUUCGACCCUGGCUCCAAGUACCAUGUUAUUUCUGAUCAGGAAUAUAUAAAAUACUUCCUAGCCACAAUAUUGGAGUUUCAAGUUUUUGAGCAACUGUGCUCUGUAUCGGGUCACACGGGACAUCUGUACGAGUGUGAUAUUUACCGGAGCAGGGAUGCUGGCAGAGUGCUCAGGUGGACGCCAAGGUCUAAUCCAUUCGAUCUGAAAAUCAAAGAGAAGCCAAUAUUCAGCAAUGGACUUGUUGUAACUGAUAUUGAUGAUAAUGAUGAUGAUGAUUUAGAAGAUAAAUUGUCGUUAAUAUUAUUGGAAUACUCUGACUUUGACUGCACGGUUGGUGCGGUGCAACGUGUAGCGGGUUCGAUUCCCGCACGACACAACUCUUUCGAAAUCAUGCAAGUUGGUGCUUCAAAACCGGCAUCGGAAGUCAUCAAAUCCAUGACCAGGGGAAAAACUAAUAAAAUAUCUCCCGAAGCUCUCGUCAAGCAAACUCCGAAGCUCCGGCGCUCCGAGGUUGGACUGGUCAAUCCUCAGGCCGAGGCCGCGGUGCCGCAUUGUGACUACCCCGCAACCCCAGCUGAACAUCAGCCCUAUUGGGCCCCGUCUGUGGUGGUCUAUUGGCUCCUUGAGGCGCGCGCGGAACGCUACGCGCUGUUCGCUCGGGUCUGGUUCUGGUUGGGCGGCGAGCUACCCUUACUCGCCGUCCGCAGACCCGCAGACAGCGAGACAGCACCAGAGAACUUGCAAAUGCAGUACCGCAUUAUACCGCGGCGCGUAGCGUUCCGCGCGCGCCUCAAAGAGCCAUUCGACCACCACAGACGGGGCCCUAAAGGGCUGAUGUUCAGCCGGGGUUGUGGGGUAAGCGCAAUGAGGUACCGCGACCUCGGCACAGAGCAGGAGAAGGAACAGGGGGAGGGAAAAAGUAUGAAAAAGAUGGGUAUGGCGAUGAUUCCCCUGGUGUUCCACGUGGGAGCCACAUCGACUUGGAUGAUGCUGACCGGCAUCAUGGCUGCCAAGUCUGUGGCCAUCGGUCUAGCUCUACUGGUGUUCAAGAUCGCUGUCAGCUCUGCAAAGGUUGCAUCAUUUUUCACGGCACUCAAAGCGAAGCACAGCCACCAUGAAUACUCCUGGUCACCGCCAAUAGAACAUCAUGGUUCUUACUACCCAGGAGAUUGGAAUGCCUAUUCGCCUGAAGUUAGCAACGCAUCGCCUCCAUACAAGACCAUACCUACUUAUAAGAGCCACGAACCCUAUGAAGUUGCAGAGUAUAGCGAGGAACCUAAGCCACAUAGUUAA
Spodoptera exigua (beet armyworm) is the source of this 3579-nucleotide messenger RNA. The record is from the annotation of a GenBank genome assembly. Lineage: Eukaryota; Metazoa; Arthropoda; Insecta; Lepidoptera; Noctuidae.